CCAGCACCAAGGAAACUCCCAUUCCGGUCGCUCCACCUCGAAGACAAACACAAUCCACACCGACAACGGCAAACACCACAGCAAUAGCUCUGCGACCAGGAAGCAACCAAGAUGCCUCCACGACACCAGACCCUCCCCCCAGCAGCCACCGCCGCCGCCCGCGAGGCCCUCCAGUCCUUCUACUGCCAGCUCUGCCAGAAGGGCUACAGCCGUCACAACGAAUAUGAGGCCCACCUCUCGUCCUACGACCACUCCCACAAGGUGCGCCUCAAGGAGAUGCGCGCCAUGACCCGCGACCCCGCCGCCGCCGCCCGCGCCCGCAAGGCCGAGGCCAGGGAGAACGGCGUCAUCAGCAUCCAGCUCGGCGGCGGCGGCGGCGGCGGCGCCGACAAGCCCCAGGCCUCUGGUGGAGGAGGAGGUGGCGGGUUCAAGAAGGGAGGGUUCAAGAAGUCCGGGUUUAAGAGCGCCUUUGCGCCGGCCGAGGGGGACGGUGAGGCCGGCAAGGUGAUCAAGGAGGAGGACGAGGUGAAGGAUGUCAAGAUCAAGAGCCUGGGGCUGCAGCGUGCUGGCGGAGGCGGCGAUGGGGAGAGUGAUACCGAGGACGAGGGGUACGAGAUGUACGACCCCAAUUUCCCGACCGACUGAGACGCCAAGGAUGGGCCGAACCGAACCGAACACUCCGACCUGCGGACCUGCUACUGGGCACACGGGUCUAGAACUGAUCUGCGGAAAGCAUCCGUGGGAGAAACGUCCUGUGGACGGCUCAGGGUGCCGGGCGAAGGGAGCAGGCAGCGCACCGCGAGGAGGAUACGAGGCCCGUCAGAGGCACAUCCCUCAGGUUCCACGGCUGAACAAGCGGCAAGUUUCGACCUGGAUGGGUCAAGGGAGGGAGAUGCCGUCACGGUGCUAUGGGCUCAGUCACAGAAGGCGGAUGAGCGAGAAGUCGGGACAGAUCAUCUCCAUCUGCACGAUACGUCGACACUAGGCACGCCACUGACAACACAAUGGACGGCGAGCCGCUUCAAUUCCUUGCAUUAUGCCUACGAAUUCGGCCAGACAUUUGGCUGGAACUGCGAAAGAUCCUCCUCCAGCAAGCCCAUCAUGUACCGAUUCCCCGAGAACCAGUCGCCAAGCUGGCUCGUCUGGUUCAUGGCCAGCGCGUGGUUCACCGGCGAUGCCCCAAACGGUGCCCCAGCGGUCACGGGCGAAGUCGGCAGCGCGCCACUCGCAGCCGCCGCCGCCGCCGCCGCGUGGGCCGCAGCGGCGGCAUGGGCCUGUUGGACCUGGGCCUGGUGGACAUGCGCCUGCGCCUGCGCGGCGGACAUGUCGCCGUCGACGGGCAUGAAGCCCAGCGCGGACAGGUAGACGUCGAACUCGUUGCCGAUCGGCGCCAUGUCGGUGUCCUGGGGCUCGGACGAGUUGGCCUUUGUCUUGGCCUCGACGUACAGCGUGGCCACGUUCUGCAGAACCGAGAAGAGGCGGUGCAGCUUGUCGACGCCCUCGGACACGGCGCACGUCGGCUGGAGCGACGCGAUGAAGUCGCGCAGGCGCUGCAGGUCUGCCAUGUUGGAUGUCUCUAUUAUGUGGCAGAAUAUGACGAUGAAGGGGACGAAUGGUGCGUAGAGGAUUGUCCUAGGCGGAGGGAGAAGAGAGUCAGCAAGCAGCAAGCAGCAAGCAAUAUAAAACCGGCCAGUCUCAAAUUUGAACGGGGGGUGUCUCUCUCACCAGUGUAUGUACGAAGCAGCCACCCACAGGUUGCUCCCCAUCAGCUUCAUGCACUCCUCGUGCGUCUGCAUGGCCAGCCUCGCCGUCUCGAUACACUCGGGCGUGAAGGUCGAGAACCCGUGCCCGCCCGCGCCGGCGGGGAUGGCGCGAUAGACGAGCGUCAGGCUGCUCAGGAACGAGACCUGGUCGCUCUUCAUGACCAUCUCCAUGACGGUGGCCUUGCGCGCGUCGGCCCAGCUCCCGCCGCCGCCGCCGCCGCCGCCGCCGC
This is a messenger RNA of Diaporthe batatas, 1993 nucleotides long. RefSeq lists its product as uncharacterized. Lineage: Eukaryota; Fungi; Ascomycota; Sordariomycetes; Diaporthales; Diaporthaceae. The transcript is spliced from 3 exons. The record is from RefSeq and is a predicted model, not a curated record. Bases 112 to 645 code for a protein of 177 amino acids.